AUGGCGCCCUGCAAAAGUGAACAGAGUUUCGAGCAGAAGCAAAGCGCGACAAUGGAGAUUCUGCCAGGCGAACUAGUGCGGGUCGUUCUGUCGAAGCUGGCGGCGCAGGACCCUCCAUCAUUGCUGCGGGCCACGUGUGCCUGCAAAGCCAUUUACCGGGAGGUGGAAGGAGACUCUAAAUUUUGGAAGGAUGGAUUCUUCGGCGGAGAUUCAGAUAUUGGAGAGCACUGCAAAGACGAGAGCCUGGAAGCUGAGAUUUUGUUGGUAGGGGGGUACAAGCGGCUAGUGAAAGCUCGGUGGGAGGUGACAGAGUCCUCGGGUUUUGAACGAAGCCGGGAGUUGCUUUCACCGUGUAGUUCCAAGACUUCCAGUUUUGAUGGAAGUAGAGAAAUUAACGUCAAAUACCUUGUCCUGGUGAGAGACCAGAAGAGGCUCAUCUUGUGGGGCUUCUUAAAGUUCACGCCAUCGGGGGACGUUAAUCUCGGCGAUUUGACACUCACUGCUGACACGGUAAAAAAGUCUGGUCAGUGGACCUUUCUGGACGUUUCCUUUCCGUGGGUCCUGCGCUUUGAGGAGACAAAACUUCUCAUUUGUCCCAAUGUUUCCAACGCCCAAGCUCUCCCCGCCAACCAGUCGCUUCCGGAGCCGACCCUGGUGAAUGAGUUCCUGCUUAGCAACCAGUUGAACUGGACCAAUCCAGUGCUCGGGAAACCUCCCCGACCGCUCCAAGUGAUCAAGUGCCAAUCGCUGACAAAACCGGUGUACGACUUCUAUCGAAUCGAGGCACCCACGAAUACUUGUCAGAUCCCGCCUCCUGUUGUGAACGUUCUCCACCCCAAGCACACUCCCAAAGUGCUCCGCAUCCUUCUGGGCAUAACCAUCUUCCUCGGCGUUGUCAUCGACGGCCUGUCCGGGUCGGGAUCGAAUUCAGACCAGCAAACGCCCCCGGUGGUCUGCUUUAAGACCAAAGAAGGGAAGAAGGCCAGAAAGCGCAACCCACUCUGUCAAGGACUUCUGAUUUUGACCUAUGUCGUCACCUUGCCGGUGCUCGUUUACCUUAUUAUUUCGGUUGCUCGCAUGGUGCCGGGAGGGGUCAAGUGCUUCACCACGGAUACCAGAGUGGAGCGACUGGGGCCGGUGCCUCUACCCGAUCCCGCAAAAGGUUUGAACCAGUACCUGGCGUCUAGGUCCAACGGGACCAGCCUGACUCUUCAGUCCUGCAAGAACGACCGCUUGCAAAUCUACGCUCUCGCUCCGGACGGCUGCGGACGUCUGGCGGAUCCGUACGGCGGCCGCUCACCGGACAACGAGCUGCCGGCCCGUAUCCGCGCCAUGUGUCCAAAGUUACUGAACGCGUGGAGUGCGAAGGAUUUGGUUUAUGGCGCGCUACCGUGCUUGGCGAUGGCGAUAGCCAGCUGGUUUCUGGUACUGGACUGCUCGUUACCCCUGUGCGAGUGCGAGGAGUGUAAGAAGAAGCGGCAGAGGCGGGCGGAAGUUGCGACACAGACGGAGGAAGCUCCGCGUCAGCAACCUGGAGGGGCUGUCUAA
Klebsormidium nitens is the source of this 1548-nucleotide messenger RNA. The record is from the annotation of a GenBank genome assembly. Lineage: Eukaryota; Viridiplantae; Streptophyta; Klebsormidiophyceae; Klebsormidiales; Klebsormidiaceae.